This is a messenger RNA of Rhinichthys klamathensis goyatoka, 1366 nucleotides long. It is a transcript of the gene uts2r5, whose product is annotated as urotensin-2 receptor 5. Gene Ontology annotation, molecular function: urotensin II receptor activity. The transcript has a single exon. The record is from RefSeq and is a predicted model, not a curated record. Gene Ontology annotation, biological process: blood vessel diameter maintenance; neuropeptide signaling pathway; regulation of blood pressure. Bases 194 to 1321 code for a protein of 375 amino acids. Gene Ontology annotation, cellular component: membrane. Lineage: Eukaryota; Metazoa; Chordata; Actinopteri; Cypriniformes; Leuciscidae.
CCAGCUGGACCUGCAGCCUGAGAAGUUUUGCGCGCAGAUGCUGAGAACGCGGACACAGUUAAUUGCUAUUAAUAUAUUUUGUAUAAUGGAAAUUUCAGUUACCUCUGAAGUCUGGGACACAUUUUAUUUCAUUGCAAUGCUCCUCAAACAGUUCAAAUGAAUUCACCGAGGAAUGAAGUGAAGCUUUUUUGAAAUGGAAUCAGAUGAUCCACUUGGUGUGAGGAAUCAGGAGAACAUCUUUGCUGCUUUUACCAACAUAUCACCAACAAUAGCAGGACCCGACGAGCACGCGCCCGCGUCCUCUUACGAUAUGCUUAUUACAUCCAUACUCGGCACAAUUUUGACCAUAAUGUGUUUGGUUGGCGUGGUUGGAAACGUUUACACUCUGGUCAUUGUGAACACCUCUGCGCGCGUAACUGGAUCGAUGUAUGUCUACAUUGUGAACUUGGCUCUGGCGGAUCUGCUGUACCUCUCCACCAUCCCGUUCGUGGUUUGGACGUAUUUUGCGAAGGACUGGUACUUUGGCGACAUUGGGUGCCGCGUUCUGUUCAGCCUGGAUUUCGCCACCAUGCACGCGAGCAUCUUCAUCUUGACCACCAUGUGCACGGAGCGCUAUCUGGCCGUCGUGAACCCGCUAGACACCUUCGGCCGGUCCCGGCGCUACAGGCGCGCGGUCACAUGCCUCGUGUGGCUCUUUUCCUUCAUCCUGGCUCUACCGACCAUGAUCAUGAUUGACCUCAAGAGAGACGUGCACAAUGGAGUAGAGAAGCGCAUGUGCCACCCGACCUGGAAGAUGACCGCGUACAGGGUGUAUCUGACCGUUCUGUUCAACACCUGUAUCUUGGUUCCUGGAUUAAUCAUCGGUUAUCUCUAUCUGAAGUUAGCCCGGACCUACUGGCUGUCGCAAACCUCUGUAUUCCCAUCCAGAGGAAUGAAGAAGUGUCCUAAGCAAAAGGUGUUAUACAUGAUCUUAGGUAUAGUUCUGACCUAUUGGGCGUGUUUCUUACCCUUCUGGUUGUGGCAGUUGCUCAGUAUCUAUUAUUACGCGCACGGGAGGCUCUUGAGCAGCACGGUGGUGUACAUUAACUUUGCUGUGACCUGUUUGGCGUACAGUAACAGUUGUAUCAACCCUUUCUUGUACACUUUAUUAACGAGGAAUUAUCAGGAAUAUGUGAGGGACAGACAAAAAAACAGCAGAGAGUUAAAGAAGAGGUUCAGACUGUCAUCUCAAAGGUCUGUGUCUUCUGGAAGUCAACAGUUCUCUAAUACUUUGACUAAUACGCACCCUAAUGGCAUUCUGGAUGCUUAUAGCACAUUCUGAAAAUAUUUCUUAAACAUGGCAGUUGGAUAAUUGAUUAAAAUUUGA